AUGAGUGCCAGCAUGAGCGGUGUUGCUAACGCUUCGACGGGCUCGAAAAAAUCUCUCAAAGCUUUUAGUGAUGAUAUAUGGAAGAAUAAAACUGCAAAGAUAAAUGCUGAGCUAUUCACACUAACGUAUGGAUCCAUAGUUUCUCAACUUUGUACCGACUUUGAGCGAGACUUUGCCAAGGUGAACAACCAGCUAUACUUAAUGGGUUACAACAUCGGCAUGAGGCUGAUUGAGGACUUUCUUGCACGUACUGCCCUCCCCAGAUGCGAAUCGCUAGCUAAGACCAGCGAAGUGGUGAGCAAAUGUGCUUUCAAGAUUUUUUUGAACGUCACCCCUCGGGUAGGGAACUGGUCAAGCAGUCAGGACUCGUUUUCACUGUUUUUGGACGAGAAUCCUCUUUCCGAUUUCGUGGAAUUGCCAAUGGACGCAGCUAAAGAAUUAUGGUAUUCAAACAUUAUAUGUGGGGUUUUAAAGGGAGCUUUAGAAAUGGUUCAAAUGGACUGUGAUGUUUACUUCACAAGCGACGUCUUAAAAGGGGAUCAGACGACAGAGCUGCGAGUAAAGCUCAACAGAAUUCUCAAGGAUGAGAUUCCAGCAGGUGAAGAUUGA
Lachancea sp. 'fantastica' is the source of this 609-nucleotide messenger RNA. NCBI's taxonomy places the organism in Eukaryota, Fungi, Ascomycota, Saccharomycetes, Saccharomycetales, Saccharomycetaceae. The record is from the annotation of a GenBank genome assembly.